This is a messenger RNA of Aedes albopictus (Asian tiger mosquito), 3032 nucleotides long. RefSeq names its product histone-lysine N-methyltransferase SETD1B. The transcript has 6 exons. The record is from RefSeq and is a predicted model, not a curated record. Bases 690 to 2819 code for a protein of 709 amino acids. NCBI's taxonomy places the organism in Eukaryota, Metazoa, Arthropoda, Insecta, Diptera, Culicidae.
AUUGUCAAUAGCAAACAAAUCGCAACCAACUUGAAGCACUGCAAACCACCUUCAAGUUUACAGACCCCCUCGAAGCACUUCCAGCCAGUCAUUGCGCGAACGGCGCGGCGUGCACGCGUCAUUCAUCCGGAGCCUCAAGGUCGAUGACGAAGCGAGGGUGAAGCCCCCUGUUGAUUCAGUUUGCAAACUAACUUUGUGAUGAUGUAUUGAGCAGAGAAACAUCGCAAAUUAAGUCACGAGAAAGAGAGAAGUACGAAGCACCUGGACUAAGUUAACGAGACCAACAUCAACAUCGCGCGGUUGAACUACUUGGUAGAUCUGCUCGAGUGGAACACUGAAUGUGAAAUGAGCUGAGUGCUUCAGAAUGUUCCGCAAAUGAUGACAACAGCGCCGUGCGGAGCAAAUUUCGACGAAUUAUCAUCCUGAUGUUAAUAAGUUGAUCAGAAAACAACGGCGAAGCUCCAACCAAGAUACACACGCCUCAUGAGUGCAAUUUAAACAUCACAACCGUUCGCCAGUGUGGUAGCGAGAACAGAUUAAGAAACAAAAAAUAACCUGUACGGAUACACCCAUCUUGACGGUGUGGGGUUUCGUAACGGAGUGCGCAGCAAGAAGAAAAAGUGCAAACUGGUGACCUAAAGUUUUUUGCAAGGUGGUGAAGUCAUUGGCUAUAAGUGCUUGCGGUGAAGAUGUCUUACGGCGCCGGGUACGCCACAACCGGUCGAACGGCCAGCACCAGUUCGAUCUACGACUAUCCGGAACAUCUGAAUCCGUUCUACGAAGAUGAGAACCACAAGCGAUUACGGUUCUGGAACUUUGGCAGUAUGCGGCGCGAUAAACCCCGCUCGGAACGGCGCGGCAGUUUGGUCAGCUUGAGAGAUGGCCUCCGAAAUAUGUGGACAUUUCGUCCGAUGAAGAAACGCUCGUCAUCGCUCGGUAUCAACAAGACAUCGGAGAGCCCACCGCCGCUGCGGCGAGACGAUCCAGACCUGCACUACCACACCUUCAACAGCAGUAUGGCGUCGGGCUAUCGGAACACGCUCAACAGCACCGUCUCUGGAUACCACCAUCCCGGCCACUCGCAGUCCACCUCCAACACGCCGCUUUUCCCACGAAAUUCACGUGAACGCAGCUCGCUGCAAUCGGGAACCAUCGGAAUGAACAACGACAUUGGUUUCAAUAGAAACGAUCGCUACCGGAGCACAUUUGCCAACGGCUCAGCGACUUAUGGUGGCGGAACUAUGUUCACCUCAACACCACGAUCGCGAUACGGCGUGCAACAGCAACGCGGAAUGUCCAAUGGGGUUUCUCAAGCUAGUCUCAAAAGCUCAAAUCCGUUCGAUGACGAGGGAAUAGAUGACAGCAUUUCGCUGAAUGAUAGUGUGAACGGCGCCAAUGGAACAUUUACACGACGCAAGAAGCGUAGAGCUCCACCACCUCCGGUUCGGAAUAUUGCAAACAUCUCUGUCGACCCUUCCGAUACGGUGCUUGCCACGCGGUUGAGAAUUGAAGAAACGCCUCCUGUGGAGAACCAGGAAGAUGUGAAAAACCUUUCCAAUUUAACAGCUGAAAUUGAAUCGUUUGUACGUAGUAGCUCUGACGAUAAGGUCAACCAAGAAAAACCCGAGCGGACCAGUCGUGUUGAGGAGCCAAUACCGCCAAGUGAUAGCAACAAUAAUCACGUGCAAGAGCUUGUGAUUGUUGAAAGAAAAACGGAAGUUGUUGAAGAGGUGAGCCCAACGCAUAAGAAUACAGAAGAACGUCUUGAACUCCGCGUGGAAGUUAAAGAGGUAACACCUGAAGAAAGAACCAGCGAUAACAUUGAUAUACCUGAACCUGUAGAGCAAAUGUCGCAACUAGAAAGUCUCAAACUAGAAGAAGAACCGAGACCAAUAACUCCGCCUCAUCCCAUACCUCGGGCCAAGCCCACACCUCCACCAAUUCCGCAGACACCUCCUACCGUUGAACCGGUAGACCUGGAAAACGUUGCACUUCCAGAAACGCCUAUCCCGGCCAGGCGUCUAAACAAGAAUCGCAACCAAGUACCAACAAAUGGGACCGAACUUCGAAUAACCGAAUCGUCAGAUUCAGCCACCACAAGCACGGCUGAAGAAGAGGAAAACAUGGAGUUCAAAGCAGCCAAGCCCAUCAACUACGAGUUUAAAUACAAGGUUGAACCUAUCAAAACAGAAAUCGAUGAAAAGAUUAACACAGCCCGUCUCAAAAUUAGCGAAUCUACCGGCGACAUCGAAUCCCUGCAAAAUUCCGGCACGGAACGGAGACGUUCCGUUCGGGACAUCAUCGAAUCUAUCAACAAAAGUCAGAGUCUGCUCAAGUUCAACCAGGAAUCAUCGGGAACUCUGUACUCUGCUCAGUCGAAUGAUAGCGUCAAUCGUAACCUGAGACAACUGAACGAUAGCGAAAAAGAGAUUCAACGAAUGCUCCACGAGAUGGAAACUAAGUACACCGGAAACGGACAAACCCAGCCUCGUAAAUGGUCCCUCACGCCGCCAAUGACAAAUCGCAGCUCGUACUACGACAACGUUCCGGAAGGGGACGAAAACCUGGACAACCUUGACGAUCGCAACAACCUUCUCAGCAAAUCGGCUCUGCGGUCCAAGAAAAGUCCAACCAAGUCACUGGGAAUCGAGCAGACCGACAAUGCGCAGUUUCAGGACUGCAUCGACUGGAACCCGUUGCCCAAGCCACGGCGCAGUCGGCAUUUCGCCGACACUCAAGUCAAUCAGUCAACGUCAGGCACGGGAGAUGUUUUGACGGUUAUCGAUCAAAAUAAUAAUAGCAACGGAAAGCAGAGCUGAAUGCUGAAUGGGAAGUUUGCCGGUGCUUUCGAUGAGCAAACUAUAACUUACAUUAGGAAUUAUUUAUUCAAUAAAUAUUGAUGUAUGGUAUCACCAUCGCUAAACAUCAUCAGGUCCAGAAAUAGUGUUGCUUGUCGUAUAGUAGCGAAGAUGGUGUAAAUUAUUGAUCACCUUCAAAGUUGUUUCAAAUAAAUGAGUAGAUUUUAAAAAAGA